UCUAGGAUUCCCGAGCCAUCCAGCUGUGUGAGCCCAGGGUGUUGUUACAUCUGAGAGUGAGGGCUGGCCGGUUAGCAACAGAACAAGAGCCCUCUGGGGCGUCUGGCAGAGGCCCGAAGCUGGAACCAUCAGGGAAUAUGAGUGAAUUUUGGCACAAACUGGGCUGCUGCGUGGUUGAGAAGCCUCAGCCGAAGAAGAGGAGAAGACGGAUUGACCGCACCAUGAUCGGGGAACCCAUGAAUUUUGUCCAUUUGACUCACAUCGGCUCCGGAGAGAUGGGAGCUGGAGAUGGACUUGCCAUGACAGGUGCAGUUCAGGAGCAGAUGAGAUCCAAGGGGAACCGAGACAGACCAUGGAGCAAUUCUAGGGCCUUGUAGCUCCCAUGGGACUGGCUCUGCAGUCUUGGAGUUCCCGUUCCAUGUCCAGCCCAGAAGAAAUGCCACCCUCACCAGAUCCCUUCUACAACCAGUGACCCAAGGCUCCUUCCUCCCCUCUUCCUAACAAGUGCCUCAAAAGGCAUGGGGGCUGGACUCCCUCCACUCCCUCUGGCCUCUGCCCCUCCUGGAGAUGGGGUCAAGGCAGCAGGACUGACCAAGUGACUACUGGUGGGCCAGAGGAGCUCAGCUGAAGCUCUGGGCACCCUAGAUCUGAGCUGGGGGUUCUCUGGGAACCUGGAAUGAGUUCCCUACUCCUGAAUGAAGGUCGGGUGCCACCUGUUUAAACUUCUUGCCUUUACUCUUUAACGGAGGCAGGUAGGUGAGGGGACCGCAGCUGCCCCCCUGCCCUCUUUCCUUCUGGAAUGAGCAAUGCAGUGGUCAGGGGGCGGGGUUGCCACUGCCCAGUCCACGCUGGAUUUUAGACCGUAAGCUCACAGCCCUCCAUGUCUCUCUGCCGGCCGGCACCAGGGUCUUGCUCCAGUUAGACCUCUAAUCCCAUGCUUCUGUAGUAUUAAUAGCUUCCCAGAAAUAUUCUUUUUUUAAUUAAUUAAAAAUUUAAUUUAAGAUGAGUUCUUUUAAUUACCCCCAUCCUGCUGCUAUCUCUCCUUGUCCUGUCCUGUCCCUUUUAGGAUCCUUGUUUUUCCCAUUGAAGAAGAGGUGAGGAAUGGAUCCUAAUUUGACCACAUUCCAUUUAAGACCUGAGAAUCCUGGCCUGCCCUCUGUUAGCCUCCCUGCUGGCCAGGUAAAGGAAGAGGAGGGUUCUGUGUCAAAGCCAGGAUGUAGCAAAAUGAGCUGUAUCUCAGGGUGGACUUCCUGUUAGGAAUAUGACAGUGGUGAGGGAAAUAGGUUGAGAGGACUCUUCGAGCACAGGUCUUAAGAUCCUUUAUGGAAGGAAGCCUAGCUUUUCAGCUCCAACAGUUUGGACAGUUUGGGCCGUGUCAUUCUUUGUAAUGGAGGGCUAUUCUGCAUGCUAUAAACUAUAGCACCUCUGGCCCACCCUAAUGUGGCAACCAAAAUGCCCCCGGAAAUUGCCAAAUGUCUCCUAGGGACAAAAUUACCCACAGUUGAGAACUGCAGCUUGAGAGCCAAGGUAUGUUGUUUCUUAAGUGAUUUCCACAUCCCCCACCCCCGCCCCCCAAGUCUGGUUAUUCAGCCAUGGCUGAGCUAGAACCCUCACAGAACAGGCUCAGCGGAGCUGCGCAUCUUCUUUGAACGUAGUGCUUGUGCUUGCAUGGGCUCAGGUCUCUGUGACAGACAUGUACGAUGUGUCUCUGUUUUUUGAUCUCUGCAAGAGGGCCUCCCACAGUUCAGAGACAGGAACAGGGUAUGCUGGGAUAGGAGAAGAGGGCUCAGAAGCCAGCCGU
Messenger RNA from Peromyscus eremicus (cactus mouse), 1801 nucleotides. It is a transcript of the gene Cdc42se1, whose product is annotated as CDC42 small effector 1. The record is from RefSeq and is a predicted model, not a curated record. The transcript is spliced from 4 exons. Gene Ontology annotation, molecular function: small GTPase binding. The coding region runs from base 138 to 377 and encodes 79 amino acids. Gene Ontology annotation, biological process: regulation of Rho protein signal transduction. NCBI's taxonomy places the organism in Eukaryota, Metazoa, Chordata, Mammalia, Rodentia, Cricetidae. Gene Ontology annotation, cellular component: plasma membrane.